AUGUACAUUUCCACAGCUGUCAACAAGAAACAGUCCGCCAAAAAGAAGAGCAAGUUGUGCACAUGGUGUAAGCCUUGUUGUAACUGCUUUGUUUGGCUCACUCAACAGAAGGAAGCUGUCUCCUUCUGGACCUUGAAUGUCACCAUACUGAGCGCAAAGCAGCAUCAGUCUGAAGAUUACUGGAAUGAAUCUGACUGCUAUGUCAUUCUAUCUCUCCCCACGGGAACGACAAGGACCUGCCGCACAAAAACAGUGCCAAACUGCAACAACCCAGAGUGGAAUGAAACUUUUACCUUCAGGGUCCCCACUCAAGUGAAAAACAUUUUAGAGAUCAAGAUGUAUGAUGAGGACCCAAUGGCGCGUGAUGACCUGAUUUCUACACAUCUGUUUGACAUCAGCAACCUCACAGUAGGGCAGAAGGAGUCCAAGGUUUUCACCAUAAACCCUGAGGCUGCCCCAUUCUCUGCACUGGAUAUUGACGUUGACAAGCUCCUAAGCAAUGAGCGUAUUAGGGACAAGGUGCUGAAACUGAGGGGGGCCUAUCGGGAGAUUAAAAUGCCUAAUGCAAAGGAAACCCCCAAACUGCGUUUCUAUAUCAACAGAGACUUGGAGACAGAACUAGGAGUGGCACCCUCUGAUACAUUUGCCUCUGUUGCCUCAAUGGAAACUUCUAUAAAUCUCCCACCACUUCCAGCCAAAUAUGUUGGCAAACUGUCUCUUGUUAUUGAUCAGGACACAGUGGAUUUAAACGUGGAAAUGCAUGAAUGCGAGGAGGAAUCUCUUGCAGUACGUCUGGACUUUAACAUCCCACCUCAAGAGAAAGAGUAUUUGAAGAAGAGGAAAGUUGUAGUGGCACAGGCUUUGCAGAAGCUUUUAGGCCUUGGGUCUCAACCUGAACCUAAAAAGGUGCCAACUAUAGCGGUGGUGGCUUCAGGGGGAGGGGCCAGAGCAAUGACAGGCCUGCUUGGUAGUUUGAGGGGCCUGAAGGAUAUAGAGGUCCUGGAUGCUGCCAGUUACAUCACUGGUGUUUCUGGAUCAACAUGGGCUAUGUCUACUCUGUAUCAGGAAGUUAACUGGUCACAGCAGGACAUAGACAUUAUCAUCUCAGCAGCCAAGGACCAGAUGACGAAGAGCGUCCUGAGUGUCUUCUCUCCUGAGAAACUGCAGUAUUACAGUGAAGUAAUGGCAGAGAGAGGAAACGAGGGUUACAUUGUGUCACUCAUUGAUAUGGCAGGCCUAAUCCUUGAGCAUCUGGUCUUUGGGAAAAAAGUCACCAAUACCCUGUCUGAGCAGCAGAGAGCAGUGAAUGAAGGGCAAAACCCUUUACCCAUAUACACUGCUGUCAAUAUGAAGGAUGGGUUAAAGGGCUGUGAAUUUGAAGCUGAGCACAACACAGACAGACUGGCUAAGAGGAAGAGGGGAAAGGAGCAGAAGGCUAAUGCCACAUUUACACAUAGCCAGGGCCUUCCUCUGAGCAGCAUCGAAGACGGUGAUGCCAGGAGGCUGAAUAAGCUUAUUAAGAAAGCUGGUUCUGUCACCCUGGAGACUGUAGAAGAGGUGGUCAAUUGGAGGAUGAGGUCCAAACUCCUGGCCAUUAUGGACAAACCCUCCGAUCACAUGACACUGUGUCAGAGCAGAGAAGCUCCUUUAGCAACAGACUAUUACAACUGA
This is a messenger RNA of Morone saxatilis (striped sea-bass), 1671 nucleotides long. RefSeq names its product cytosolic phospholipase A2 zeta-like. Gene Ontology annotation, cellular component: cytosol. The record is from RefSeq and is a predicted model, not a curated record. NCBI's taxonomy places the organism in Eukaryota, Metazoa, Chordata, Actinopteri, Moronidae. The transcript is spliced from 14 exons. Gene Ontology annotation, biological process: glycerophospholipid catabolic process. Gene Ontology annotation, molecular function: calcium ion binding; calcium-dependent phospholipid binding. The coding region runs from base 1 to 1671 and encodes 556 amino acids.